Molecule: messenger RNA, 2025 nt
Organism: Juglans microcarpa x Juglans regia
Lineage: Eukaryota; Viridiplantae; Streptophyta; Magnoliopsida; Fagales; Juglandaceae
Product: protein NRT1/ PTR FAMILY 6.4
Exons: 5
Coding region: 159-1943 (594 amino acids)
Biological process (GO): response to nitrate; transmembrane transport
Cellular component (GO): membrane
Molecular function (GO): nitrate transmembrane transporter activity
Source: RefSeq, a predicted model, not a curated record
CCUAUGCUAAGUUCGGUCCUAACCAUGCACUUCUAGAAGUACUUUUGCUGUCCUUUUAAACUCUACACCUAUUGCAGCACCAUUACUCAUUCAUUUCCCUCUCUCUUGCUAUUUCUGUAUCUCUGUUCUCCCCGUGGUCAGGCCCAAAAAGAGGAGAAAUGGUUUUGGUUACUGCACAUGGAGAUAAAGAUGGUGCAGAUGAUGGAACUGUGGUUAAUUUUCGAGGGAACCCUGUGGACAAGUCCAAGACUGGAGGAUGGCUUGCUGCAGGGCUCAUCUUAGGAAUCGAGCUCUCUGAGAGGAUAUGUGCGAUGGGCAUAGCCAUGAAUUUAGUGACAUAUUUGGUUGGAAGUUUGCAUAUUUCAUCAGCAAAAUCUGCAACCAUUGUGACUAACUUCAUGGGCACUCUCAACCUUCUUGGCCUACUUGGUGGUUUCUUAGCAGAUGCUAAACUCGGUCGGUACUUGGCGGUUUUCAUCUUUGGAACCAUUACUGCUGUGGGGGUGAUCAUGUUAACUUUGGCAACAACCAUUCCUAGCAUGAGGCCCCCUCCAUGCGACAACUACAGAAAUCAACAACAUCAGUGUAUUGAGGUCAACGGCCGGCAAUUGGCUUUGCUCUAUGCUGCACUUUACACUAUAGCACUGGGUGGUGGAGGAAUAAAAUCCAACGUCUCCGGCUUUGGCUCUGAUCAGUUUGACUAUAGAGACCCCAAGGAAGAAAAGGCCAUGGUCUUCUUCUUCAAUAGGUUCUAUUUUGGCAUUAGCAUCGGGUCCUUAUUCGCUGUAAUAGUUCUUGUGUACAUACAAGAUACUGUGGGAAGAGGGUGGGGGUAUGGAAUUUCAGCAGGUACAGUGGUCAUUGCUGUUGCUAUAUUGCUCUGUGGGACACCAUGGUACCGAUUUAAGAAGCCUCAAGGGAGUCCUUUAACUGUAAUAUGGAGGGUCAUAAUCUUGGCAUGGAAGAAAAGGGGUCUUCCUUACCCUUCUCACCCCAGCCUUUUGAAUGAAUACCAGAAUGCCAAGGUUCUACACACUGAGAAGUUCAAAUGUCUUGACAAGGCUGCAAUCCUAGAUGAGUAUGCUGCUGCCACUAAAACCAAAAACAGCCCCUGGAUAGUUUCAACAGUGACCCAAGUUGAAGAGGUGAAAAUGGUACUGAGGCUCAUACCCAUCUGGUCCACAUGUAUCCUCUUCUGGACAGUCUACUCUCAAAUGACUACCUUUACCAUAGAGCAAGCCACUUUCAUGAACCGUAGAGUUGGGUCCUUCACCAUUCCUGCGGGCUGUUUCUCCGCUUUUCUCAUCAGCACCAUUCUCCUCUUUACUUCCCUAAACGAGAAACUCUUUGUACCUCUUGCCCGAAAACUCACCCACAAAUUACAUGGAAUCACAUGCCUUCAGAGGAUUGGAGUUGGGCUCAUCUUCUCGAUUGAAGCUAUGGUGGCUGCUGCGAUUAUUGAGAAACAACGGAGGGGAAUUGCAGUUCAACAUAAUAGCAAAAUAAGUGCCUUCUGGUUGGUCCCUCAGUUCUUCCUAGUGGGUGCGGGAGAAGCCUUUGCCUAUGUUGGACAACUUGAGUUUUUCAUUAGAGAGGCACCAGAGAGGAUGAAAUCCAUGAGCACAGGGCUUUUCCUAAGCACCAUCUCGAUGGGAUUCUUUGUUAGCAGUUUGUUGGUUUCGAUUGUGGAUAAAGUGACCAAGAACAGCUGGCUCAGGAGCAAUUUGAAUGCGGCAAAGUUAGAAAACUUUUACUGGCUACUUGCGGUGCUUGGGACACUGAAUUUCUUUGCUUUUCUUGCCUUUGCAACGAGACACCAGUACAAAGUUCAGCACUCCAUUAGCAUUAAUGAUGAUGGCAAAAACGAGCUUAAGACUUCAAAUGAUGUCACAGUGGAGAAAAUGGAAGAGAAGGCUAGUAUUCCGGCAAUGGAGGGACCCUAGUAUGUGUGCUUUCAAGGGGACUGCAGUUUAUUAGGUCCUAGAUAUAGCUCAAUAGUUUUGUAGUAUGUUACAAGAAGAAGAA